Molecule: messenger RNA, 423 nt
Organism: Emiliania huxleyi CCMP1516
Lineage: Eukaryota; Haptophyta; Isochrysidales; Noelaerhabdaceae
Exons: 4
Coding region: 1-423 (140 amino acids)
Source: RefSeq, a predicted model, not a curated record
AUGAUGCGCGGCCAGCGUGGGAGCAGGUCGGCGCCGACGCUGCCAGAACUAAGACGAGACCGCGACCGACGGCGGGCCGUGCUGGCGAGCAUCCGCGCUGCUGACGACGGGCUCGAGACUGCCCUUGAGAGCGACGAGAUCCUCGCAUGCUUUGAAGAGGCGCUCGGCGAACGGCAGCCAGAUAUGGGAACGGAUGCUGCAGCAGGGCGAGAGGCGAACGCCGAGAGUGUCACGGUCCUCUGGGCGUUCAUCUGCCUCUCGAGCGGCCGCGUCGCAAUCACACUCGCCGCCGUCUUAAUCCCUCGCCUCAUCGUUGAGCUGGAUCCUCUGCACCGCUCCCGUCGCCGCCUCGGCCACGACUUGCAAGUUCCUCGCUAUGACUUUUUGCCGAAAAUAAAAGGGAUAAAAAGCGGUAUCCGGUAA